Molecule: messenger RNA, 788 nt
Organism: Parasteatoda tepidariorum (common house spider)
Lineage: Eukaryota; Metazoa; Arthropoda; Arachnida; Araneae; Theridiidae
Product: short-chain specific acyl-CoA dehydrogenase, mitochondrial-like
Biological process (GO): fatty acid beta-oxidation using acyl-CoA dehydrogenase; butyrate catabolic process
Cellular component (GO): mitochondrion
Molecular function (GO): flavin adenine dinucleotide binding; short-chain fatty acyl-CoA dehydrogenase activity
Source: RefSeq, a predicted model, not a curated record
UUUUUUUUCUAUUCUACGUACCUGUAAAAAUGGAAGAAAGACAUAGAGCAGGUGUAUCCACCAAUUCUGAAGGAAAAAAAUGACGAUAAAAAUUUUAUGUUGAUAGUUAAAACGAAAUUUCUUUUAUAAAGUAAAUGUGUGAUAUUUUUGGAGGGAUUUUUAUCAUAGAUUGGGUUUCGUGCAAACAUGGGUCUCAUGCUACCAAAAAAUUAUUUAGGAACACUCUUCCGAUUAUCAGGGCAACCAUUUCUGAAGAAAACAGUAGGCAUCAGAUCAAUCUCAAAUGCAUACCUUUUGUCCGAUACUCACAAAAUGCUUCAGAAGACUUCUCGAGAAUUUGCUGAAAAAGAACUGCAGCCUGUAGCAGCUAUGAUUGAUGAGAAAAAGAUAUUUCCUGAAGAUCAAAUAAAAAAGUUAGGAGAACUUGGUAUGCUUGCCAUAUCCACACCUGAAAAAUAUGGAGGUGCUGGUUUAGAUUAUUUAGCUUAUGCAAUAACUAUGGAGGAAGUAUCUAGAGGCUGUGCAUCUUGUGGUGUGAUCAUGGGUGUCAAUGAUGUAAGUAUUCACAUUUAUUGUGGUUUUAAGUAUUAUUUUGCAAGAUUUGUGAAUUUGGUUUUAAUUUGCACCAAGAUGCCCUCCACGAAGGCUAGGUUGUCACAAUGCUUGAUCCAGAAGUUUCCUUGUCUUUUUGGUUGGGUUCAGCCUACUAAGGCUAUGGAGUGGAACAGUGAUAGUCAUAAACUCAGAAUUUGGUUGGCUGUUCAACACCAGUAAUAAAAAAUUUAAAA